CCCCCCCGCCGCCCACAGCGAAGCCCCCCUCCGACCCGCCCCCCUCCGACCCGCCCUCCGACCCACCACUCGCGGACCCUCAGCGUGGGCGUACGGUGUCCCGGCGGCGGUGCUCGUGGUGGGCGUGCCUGCCGUCAGUCUCAGGUUGUGGCGGGCGGCGAGCGGCGUUGCGGUGCGUGACCUUGAGCGGCUGUCAGGCUGGCGUUCCCGGGGUUUGGGGGCGCCUGCGGGGCGGGGGGCUCCGCAGGCAUGUACCUCAAGUCGUCCCCGUACUCCAUGAACGGCAUCGGCCUCACCAUGGCUGGGAUGGACUCACUGCAUCCGAGCAUGGGCUACCCGCCGCCCAGUGAGUACCUCUACGCCACCAACCCGAGGAAGCAGCGGCGGGAGAGGACCACCUUCACAAGGGCGCAGCUCGACGUUCUAGAGUCGCUCUUCGCCAAGACCCGCUACCCUGACAUCUUCAUGAGGGAAGAAGUUGCUCUCAAGAUUAAUCUCCCCGAGAGCCGCGUGCAGGUGUGGUUCAAAAACCGCCGCGCCAAGUGCCGGCAGCAGCAGAAGCAGCAGGCGGCGGGCGGCGAGAAGACCCCGAGAUCCAAGAAGGCGACCAAGUCUCCGCCGCCCUCCUCCACCCAUACCUCCCAGCCGUCGGGCCAGACCACCACGGGCGGCCUUGGGGCGGGCACCUCGCCGCCGCCCUCCGCAGGUGGCCACAGAGACGCCUCGCCGCCGUCGCCACCGCCGUCGGUCAGCUCGGCGCCCCCCCUGCCCCUCACCCCGUCCUCCUCCGCAACCUACAACCCUAUUUGGUCCCCCGCCGCCAUCCCUCCCUCGGGGUCCGCAUCCAUCCCGCCCAUGGGUGACUUGAUGUCGCCCGCAUGCUUGGAUCGCAGCGGCUACGGGGGCGUGAGCCAGCAGGCGGCAGCGGCAGCGGCGUGCUACCAGAGCUACGCCGCUCCCUCAUACUACUCCAACAUGGACUACCUCACUCCCAUGUCACACUCACAGAUUAACGUACCGGUGAGUUCCAUGGCGUCCCUCAACCCCAUGGGCGGCGGCGGACAGCAGAUGGGCUCGCACUCGUCGGGAUCGGGUCUGGGGUCCUCGUCCCUCGUUUCCACGUCUCUAGGAACCUCGUCGCUAGGAUCAGCGGGGUCCUUGGGUUCUAGUCAGUCCCUGAGCCCGCGGACCCCCCCCACCGUCAACUCCCUCACGCCCCUGCCCCCCGACUGCCUCGAGUACACGGACAAGAACACGGCAGCAUGGAAGUCCUAUCAGAGCUUCCAAGUCUUGUGAGCUGCAGAAGGUGACGUCUGACCCGAGGCCCUAGAAACGAACUGACGGACUGCCAUACUUUACCAGUGAAUCAGAAGCAACUUUUCUUUGGUUGUCUAAUCAACAAUCUUUAGUAGUCCAGAAUUCUGCCUGCGUCCUGGUGUUCCCAGCGUGAGGAGGUGAAAUAAUUGCAAUCAUCCUGUGUAAAAGACCAACAUCUCGCGUCCAUGGGAAGAGGCACUGUCGGCGUAGCAGUGGCUACAGUGCGGGUGCCAGAUUUAAUCAUAAACUGACUGAUACAUUCCAAUCUAUAUUGAAAGUACCAUACAAAAGGCUGAGAAACGUGUGUAUGUAUGUAUAUGUAGUAUACAGUAUGUGUGUAUAUAUACAGUGUAUAUGUGACUUGA
Molecule: messenger RNA, 1682 nt
Organism: Penaeus chinensis
Lineage: Eukaryota; Metazoa; Arthropoda; Malacostraca; Decapoda; Penaeidae
Product: homeobox protein OTX2-like
Exons: 4
Coding region: 250-1296 (348 amino acids)
Biological process (GO): regulation of transcription by RNA polymerase II
Cellular component (GO): nucleus
Molecular function (GO): RNA polymerase II cis-regulatory region sequence-specific DNA binding; DNA-binding transcription factor activity, RNA polymerase II-specific
Source: RefSeq, a predicted model, not a curated record